Messenger RNA from Clarias gariepinus (North African catfish), 2520 nucleotides. RefSeq names its product dopamine receptor D3 (gene drd3). The transcript has 7 exons. Gene Ontology annotation, biological process: adenylate cyclase-activating adrenergic receptor signaling pathway. Gene Ontology annotation, molecular function: G protein-coupled receptor activity; dopamine neurotransmitter receptor activity, coupled via Gi/Go. The record is from RefSeq and is a predicted model, not a curated record. The coding region runs from base 676 to 2031 and encodes 451 amino acids. Gene Ontology annotation, cellular component: membrane. Lineage: Eukaryota; Metazoa; Chordata; Actinopteri; Siluriformes; Clariidae.
GCCCUUUUCACAUCUCUAUAAUUAGUUUAUAUUGUCCUUAUUCUGCAAGGCAAGCUUUUUUCUUUUUUUAACCAAUGCACCUUAGAGAACUCUGCAUACCAUGACUUGUUACUCUUACAGAAAAAAGGUCAAAUUAAGAACAUUUAGCAAUUUUUCCUUAAGAAGAGUCUUUCAUGCUGCAACAUAGAACCAUAUAAUUGAGAAAGAACGAAAAAUGUUUCCAAGAGCAUAUUAGAGUUUUAUUACAUUUGUCAAAUUUAAUGCUACUCAAAUGCUAGUGGAAACAGGAAGCAAUCUGGUCUAGGAUCUUCUCAUUCUUGGUCCUGUCUUUUGAGAAACAACAGGCUCAGUUUCCGCAUAAGACCCUUUAAGUCUGAGUCAGCAGAUCCAGUCCAUGCUUCAAGUCGAGUCCAAUGCACCGGGAGACAGCAGGUGCUGAAUCUUCUGUAGUAGGGGACAGAAAGUCCUGCAGGGAGGUGUAGGCCAUCUUCAGUGUGGAAUAUACAUUUCUAGGUAUGGUUACUCUUGAAAUGGGAGUGGUGAGGGUGCUGCAGAACCCUGAUUUAACAAAAAAAAACUGUAAGUCAUGGUUCUGAUGAUGGUCUUUUUUUCAAGUACAGUACUCAUUCUUUUCUUUGCUAUUCGUCAACAUCUUUUUCUCAGGUUUGAACAUCCAUGGCAAUGCUACACAGCAGUGAAUGGUGGUGGAAUGACUCGGCGCGAUCUGCCCACAUGCUGCCGAACUCCAGCCUCGGCCCGUCUGUUGAGGAUGGGGUGCGCAACUACUACGCAAUGCUCUAUUCACUACUGAUCCUGGCGAUCGUAUUUGGGAAUGUGCUAGUAUGCAUGGCGGUGGUCCGGGAGAAGUCACUUCAAACCACAACCAAUUAUCUUGUGGUUAGUUUGGCGGUGGCUGAUCUGCUGGUGGCUUCGCUGGUCAUGCCUUGGGCUGUCUACUUAGAGGUGGUCGGUGGCUCUUGGCUUUUUAGCCGUUUGUACUGCAAUAUAUUUGUGACGCUGGACGUGAUGAUGUGUACAGCCAGCAUCCUCAACCUGUGUGCUAUCAGCAUCGACAGAUACACAGCCGUGGUGAUGCCUGUACUCUACAACACAACCGACAGUUCACGUAAGAGAGUGUCAGUCAUGAUAGCCACGGUGUGGGUCCUGGCCUUCGCCGUCUCCUGCCCUUUACUGUUUGGCUUUAACACCACAGACGAUCCACUGGUGUGCUCCAUAUCGAACCCUGAUUUUGUCAUCUACUCAUCUGUCGUGUCGUUCUAUCUUCCCUUUGUGGUGACGUUGCUGGUUUACGUGCGCAUCUACAUCUUUCUCAGGAAAAGGAGGAAGAGGAUAACUUUCCGCCAAGCCAGCAGUGAAGUUCCUCCAGGAUCCACACUGCCAUCUGCAGAGACCUGUUUGCAAGAGGACGCUCGAAAAGACAGACGUGACCUGUCUCCCAUCAGGAUCAAAGUGGUAAAUGAGAGCACAGAGAAGGUGGUUCGUCCCCGGCUGCUCCCUGGGUGCCUGCGGCGUAAACGACCCAAGACCGUCCCUGUGGAUAACUCUCUCCUCCCCCCGGUGGACACGCCAAACUACUGUAGCCUCAGCCAGGCCUCCUUCGCACGUACCGAACCCGAACCCAACCGUGAGGAAGAAGCGGGGCAAGAAGAAGAGCAGGCGACUGUGAGGAGCAGUGAGGUGAAGGAGCUGUCUAACGGACGCGCUCGAACUACAGUUCGCUCUACCAGAGGCUCACGGGGCAACAACCAGAGUCGCAACAGGAAUCGACAGUCCAGAGAGAAGAAAGCCACACAGAUGCUGGCUAUCGUACUGGGUGUCUUCCUCAUCUGCUGGUUGCCCUUCUUUGUGACUCACAUCUUGAACACUCACUGCAGGAAGUGCUACAUUCCACCCGAGCUGUACAGCGCCUUUACCUGGCUCGGUUACGUCAACAGCGCCCUCAACCCGGUCAUUUAUACCACGUUCAACAUCGAGUUCCGACGAGCCUUCAUCAAAAUCCUGACCUGCUAAUCUCUCGGCUUUGCGAUCCUUCAGAACUUUCCCCGAUAGAGGCCGAGUGCCAAGAGGGUAAAGACCUCUGAGAGCCAGUCCUGCUGUAAAUCACUUCAUGCUUCCGACGAAGACGCCAAGUAAACCAGACAUUUGAACCGAAAGACAAGUGGUUUGGAUCAUGUAAACAACACUCAGUAACGCAAUCAGCAUGCGUUGUGGAUUACAUAUGACUCGAGGACCUAAUCUGCAUAAUAUCUCGCAUAUCAGGAGAUCUUAAGGGCUCAAUCAGCAUCUGAGCCUGAACAAACCAUGGAUGGAACAAGACUUACAUAUUAUGUACUGUACCUUACACAUUUAAAGGAGCUGUUUUAUUUUAUUUUUUCCAGGUUUCUGGUCUGGUGCUUCAUCUGCAUGUGUCUCUAAUUUGUUCAGAAAGCAUCCAGCCCGUGUUUAAUUAAGGGAAAGAUCAAUUUACCGUCUGUACUAUGUUCAAGUACAGAUCAUAUC